Messenger RNA from Gossypium raimondii (Peruvian cotton), 1752 nucleotides. RefSeq lists its product as uncharacterized. The record is from RefSeq and is a predicted model, not a curated record. The transcript has 5 exons. The coding region runs from base 1 to 1752 and encodes 583 amino acids. Lineage: Eukaryota; Viridiplantae; Streptophyta; Magnoliopsida; Malvales; Malvaceae.
AUGAAACCUCAGGGGGUAACUGAGGAUCAGACUAAAUUGCGUGCUUUCCCUUUCUCCCUAGCAGAUUCCGCUAAGGAAUGGUUAUUUUAUUUACCCCCUGGAUCUAUUACAACUUGGGCUGAUCUAUCUCGUUUGUUUCUAAACAGGUUUUUUCCAGCAUCGCAAGCAGCUGAGCUAAGAAGAGAGAUCGUUGGAAUAAGGCAAAAAGAAGUUGAGUCCCUUUACGAUUAUUGGGAGCGGUUUAAGAAGCUGUGUGCAAGCUGCCCACAACAUGGUAUGACGGAGCAAUCUCUCUUCCAAUACUUUUACGAAGGUUUGAAGCCCAUGGAGAUGAAUAUGGUAGACGCUGCUAGUGGAGGAACUUUGGUCAACAUGACUCCCCAACAAGCGAGAGACUUGAUCUCCACGAUGGCUGCAAAUUCUCAGCAGUUUCGAGCUAAUAUUGAACCCCCUAGAAGGGUUCACCAGCUAAGUAACUCAACCUUAGAGGAUAAAGUAGAUAGACUUCCUAAUAUGAUGAGCUCUCUUAUUGCGGAAAAAGCGAAGACAGCUCGGUUAUGCAGAAUAUGUGCUACACCUGAUCAUGCAACUGAUGCAUGUCCCAGUUUGUAUGAUAAUACCACGGCCCAUCUGGAUGCUGUGGGAAAUUUCCCUGGGCCGCCACAAAGGCAGUACGACCCAUACGCUAAUACCUACAACCCAGGGUGGAGGGACCAUCCUAACUUAAGUUAUGGGGCAAACCCACGAAAUAACCAGCCAAACCAAAAUCGGUUUCCGCAACAGCCGCAAGGUUCAGAGAUGAAGGAUUUUCAACAGAAAACCGAGGCAUCCAUCAGAGAGUUGACCACAUCGAUCGAGAAAUUGACCUCUCAAGGGAAGCUGCCGAAUCUUGACCAAGAAAUUACCCAGGAAAAAUCUGAGAAAGAUGAACAAGUCCGACCGAAGCCUCCAUUGCCUAAAAUUCAACCUCCAUUUCCAGAACGAUUCAACCAGUGUCGAAGAGGUAAAGAGGACAAGGAAAUCCUCGAAACAUUUAGGAAUGUCGAGAUCAAUAUUUCGCUGUUGGACGCCAUCAAACAAAUACCACGGUAUGCCAAAUUUCUUAAAGAGCUUUGCACCAACAAGCGAAAAUUAACAGGUAAUGAAAGGGGGAAUGCUGGUGAGAAUGUAUCCGCAGUGUUACAACGAAAAAUGCCGGCAAAAUGUAAUGAUAAGGGCUUGUUUGCAAUACCAUGCAAAAUAGGCCAUCUGGAAAUUAAGAAGGCUAUGUGUGAUCUAGGGGCCUCUAUAAAUGUAAUGUCGUAUUCUAUUUAUGAAUCACUUAACGCGGGUUUUUUGACAAAAACAGGUGUUAUCAUUCAAUUGGCGGACAGGUCUGUUGUGCAUCCAGAAGGAGUCCUUGAGGAUGUUCUGGUAAAAGUUAACGAGCUUAUUUUCCCUGCAGAUUUUUAUGUAAUCAAAAUGGAGGAGGAUAGCACUCCUGGAUCUUCAGAUUUCCUGUUGGGUCGACCGUUCCUUAGUACAACUAGUACUAAAAUUGACGUUCAAAAUGGAACUCUCACGAUGAAAUUUGAUGGGGAGAUCGUAAAGUUUAAUGUCUACGACGCCAUUAGCCAUCCAAGCGAAAUCUUGAGCGCACCAGAGUUGGAGUUAGAACCCGCAGGACAGAUAAAACAGAGCGAAAAUGUGAAGAAAACCGUUGAGCAACUGUUAGAGCGCAUUGAGGCCCGACUUGAAACCUUUGGCCAAUAA